UCCUACUUUCUGGGGACCCGGGUUUCUCCGCCGCAGCUCCACGUUGGGAAGACACCGCACUGUGAGGGGUCGCAGCCUACUUUGAGAAGGGGGCACUCGGGCGCCCUUUUAAGGCGUCCCUUCAAACCAUGGCGCUGCCGGGCUCCUCACAGCCCCAGGCCUGGAGCCUCGAGCCCCUGGCUCCUGUAGCCGCCACCUCCUCAUCUGGGGGACUCCAGGCGCAGGACGGCGCCGGGAGCCCCGCGGCGGCCGGAGUCCCGCUGGAGAAGGUGAAGCGGCCCAUGAACGCGUUCAUGGUGUGGAGCUCCGCCCAGCGCCGCCAGAUGGCGCAGCAGAACCCCAAGAUGCACAACUCGGAAAUCUCCAAGCGCCUGGGCGCGCAAUGGAAGCAGCUGGGCGAGGAGGAGAAACGACCCUUCGUGGAGGAGGCCAAGCGCCUGCGUGCCCGGCACCUGCGCGACUACCCCGACUACAAGUACCGGCCUCGGCGUAAAACCAAGAGUUCGGGCCCCGGGCCUGCUCACUACAACCAGGGAAGCUACAGCCCGGUCUGUGGGGGCCCAGCCUGGGGAGCAGCAUUCACAACCACCCAAGGGAGCAGAGGCUUUGGGUACCAGCCCCCCAACUACUCUACACCCUACCUGCCUGGCAGCUAUGGCUCUUCUUCACAUUGUAGACCGGAGGUCCCCUCACCGUGCUCCCUCCCUCAGAGUGACCCUAGGCUCCAGGGGGAGCUGCCACCUCCCUAUGCCCCUUACCUGCCCCCAGGCUCUCCUCCAUACAACACUCCCCUGGCAGGUGCCCCGUGCCCCUAGCCCACCUUUCCACACAUGGAACUCUGUGAAGACCAUGUCCUCUUUCCCUCCCAGAACCCUCUCAAUUACAAUCCUCCCACAAAGCAAAACCACACUAAACCCAGUUUUUUACAAUUAAAUCUUGUCUGGAGUCUUUAUUGUCCCAUCCAGCAUCACCACAGCAGCAGGAACCAGUGCCAUCUCCAC
This is a messenger RNA of Perognathus longimembris pacificus (Pacific pocket mouse), 1001 nucleotides long. It is a transcript of the gene Sox15, whose product is annotated as SRY-box transcription factor 15. The transcript has 2 exons. The coding region runs from base 129 to 815 and encodes 228 amino acids. The record is from RefSeq and is a predicted model, not a curated record. Gene Ontology annotation, molecular function: RNA polymerase II cis-regulatory region sequence-specific DNA binding; DNA-binding transcription factor activity, RNA polymerase II-specific. Gene Ontology annotation, biological process: negative regulation of transcription by RNA polymerase II; cell differentiation; positive regulation of transcription by RNA polymerase II. NCBI's taxonomy places the organism in Eukaryota, Metazoa, Chordata, Mammalia, Rodentia, Heteromyidae.